UUGAUGGAGAGAAGGAGAGGAGAGAGGUAGAGAGAUGUGACAAACAACGGAAACAACUUUUUUUUAAACGUUCACUGUUUUCCUUUGUCGUGCAUUUGACUUUUCUCUACUUUGCUUACUUUUCUUUUCUCAUUUCACGGCCGUUUCGCUGCUUUACGGUCAGAGUCGUGUAUCCUGGCAACGCGAACAACUGCCCUGCGAAGUUUGGAUCAAGUGUUACACCUUCGGCCGGAAAUUAAACUGGAUAUUUACCCGCUCAACUAACGGAACCGACUCUGGGAUGCAUAUGAGCGAUUGUGGAACUAUUUCCAAUAGUUUGUAUUCAUAUUCAAUGCUUUCCUUUGUAAACUCAGUGUUUAGCGAAACGGGACAGCGCGAGACAAUAGUGGUGUGAGCUCGCGAAGGCGCGCGGGAGGGGGUCGAUGCCUCGCGGGGGCUUUGUUCUGUCCUGUGUGGUGACCCCACCGCGAGCCUGCUGCUGAUAUCGACUGAUUGGCCGAGGAUUUUAGCAGCCGUUGGUGAUUAAUAAACGGAUUUUGGAAGCCGCUGGAACAACCAUGGACGUGACUCUGUCCGAGUUACUGGCCACGUUCAUGGAGUCGCCGCUGGUGGUGUGGGUGCGGACGCUGGGUCCUUUGGGUUCGUGUGACGAAGCCGGCUCAGAGGAGCGGGUCAACAUGUUCAUGGAGCUGGUGAAUGGCGUCUUUCUGCACAAGAUCAUGACACACAUUGACCCCAGCCCAACCCAUCAGAGGCUGAACAAGAAUGUGAACAAUGAUGUGUCGCUUCGCCUUCACAACCUGACUGUUCUCACCAGACACAUCAGGACGUACUACCAGGAGAACUUGCAGCAGUUAAUAGUCAUGCCCCUUCCUAACAUCCUCUGCAUCGCCAAGGAUCCAAUAUCAGCUAAGAGCAUGGAGGAGCUGAAAAGACUUUUGUUGCUGCUACUAGGCUGUGCCGUCCAGUGUGAGCGUAAGGAGGAGAUGAUAGAGAAGAUCAAGCUGCUGGACAUUGAGACCCAAGCUGCCAUCGUCUCCCACAUCCAGGAGGUGACCCAUAACCAGCUGAACGUUCUUGACCUGUCCUGGCUGGAGGAAGGAUCAGAGCUCGCACACGAAGAGCUAGAACCUGUGUCCCGCAACAUGGCUGCGUCGCUACAGCAGCUGAUUGACCAGAGAGACAAAGCCAGUGAGGUGAUUGUGAAUCUGACCCAGGAGAGGGACUACCUGUCCAGUCAACAGCCCCAGGAAGGGUUCAGGAACCUGGGCAUGAGCAGCCCAGAGCGUGGGCAGAGUUCUGGAGGCGUGGGAGUGAAUAACGGUGGAUCGGCUGUGUCUGGGCUGACCAAAGAGGAGAAGCAGCAUCUGUCUGUGGAGCUCGCUGAUACCAAAGCCAAGCUCCGCAGAUACAGACAAGAACUGGAGGAGAAGACAGAGCAGCUGAUGGAUUCAAAACAUGAAGUGGAGCGACUGGAUCAGGAGUUACAGAGACAGAAACAAGAGAACCAGUCGCUGUCUUGUGAGGCUCGUUCCGUCAGAGUGUACCGGGACGAGGUAGACUCACUGAGGGAAAAAGCAGCCCGGGUUGACCGACUGGAGACCGAACUGACCAGAUGUAAAGAGAAACUCAAUGAUGUUCACUUCUACAAGACCAGAAUGGAGGAGCUUCGCGAGGACAACCUUACUCUCAUUGAGACAAAGGUGCUGUUGGAGGAGCAGGUCUCAGCCUCCAGGGGACGCUGUGAUAAACUGCAUACGUUGGAGAAAGACAACCUGUUACUUCGAGCUAAAAUACACGACCUGGAAAUGGAGAGGGACAAUGAACGUCGGAGGUUGGAGGAGCUAGUGGAGGAGAACAUGCUGUUGGAGAUUGGACAGAAACAGAGUAUGAACGAGUCUGCUCAUCUAGGCUGGGAGCUGGAACAGCUGACCAAGAACAAUGACACUAACACAGAGACUCGUAAGUCGUUGGUCCAUGAGCUGAACGAGUGUGUUUCCAGUCGAGUGUUGAAGCUGGAGAAGGAGAACCGGGAGCUUCAAUCCUCUAUAGAGAGACUGAAAGAGGAGAACCACCUCCUGCAGGAGCAGCAGCUCCACACCCAGGAGUUAGACAGGGAGAACCAAGGCCUCAGCAAGAAGUUGGACCGUCUCCAGGGUUUAUUGGACCAGGAGAGACUGACCAAUCAGGACAUGGAGUCUCUGGGAGAUGAAAUAUUGAAGGAAAAACAGACUCUGGAGAGAGAUAUGCACACUCUGAGGGCAGAGAAAGACAGACAGAUCUCAGAGUUGGAGAGUGAGAAGCAGCACCUCGCUGAUGCCGUGGCGUCCCUUCAGGAGCGCGCUCAGUCAAACAGCGAGGCGAGGGUCCGCGAGGUGGAAACCGAGAACUGCCUACUGCACCAGAACAUCACUGACACCAGCUCCCGAUUGGCCAGAUUAGAAACCCAACUCAAACUAGCCAGCGAGGAGGCAGAGAGGCUGAGAGAGAGGGCAGGGAGGUGUGAGGAGGUGGAGCGAGAGGCGGCGAGGCUGGAGAGGAGCAGAGACGCUCUGAACAGAGAGGUGGCCUCUCUACGUGCAUGCAGCGAGCGGUCAGAGGCUCUAGAGAAGCAGGUGUCCUCCCUGGAGCAGGAGGUGCACAGGUUGAAGCGGGAGGCAGAGGAGGCCCAGCGGGAACUGCAGCGACUGGGGAGGCAAGAGGCGGAGAACAGCCUGCUGUCGAAGGAGAACCUGGACCUGCGCUGCUCCCUGGAAAACAUGCGCUCCUCAUCCGCCCGCCUGGUCUCCCUACAGGAGGAGCAUAAAGAGGCACAGAGAGAGGCACAGAAUCUGCAGAGGAGGCUGGAGGAGGCCAGACAGGAGGCACAAGGAGAAAGGAAGAGGGCAGAGAGGAUCGAGCUGAACGUUGCCACUCUGAACCAGGAGAAGCAUCGCUUAGAGGAGGAAAUACAAAGGAGCAAAGGAGGGAGAAGAGAGAGGAGAAGAAAAAAAAGAACGUAGAAAAGAGAAGAACUGAAGAGAAGCAAGGAAGUCAGAGAAGUGGGAGGAAGUUGAAGGAGAGGAGGAAGAUGGAAGGAGGAAAUUGGACAGUCCGAGAAGGGCAGGAAGCAUCUGGAGAAGGAGAGCUGGAAGCUUAGAACACUGCUGGAGGGUAAAGAGACAGAGCUGGAGGAGAAAAGCCCACACCACAGUAAUAAAAGACUGGGUAAGGAAGUGGAAAGGCUGAAGGAGGUGUCCGCUGGAAGGGUUUAAGAAGUAGAAAAGGACACUAUGGGAAAGAAGUCGGCAUCUGGCCACAAUAGAGACUUGGUGUCGGAGAAACUGAGUGUUCAGCAGCAGAGUGUUGAGUUAGAGAGACUCAAUCAAGAACUGGAGAAGAUCGGACUGAACAGAGAAAAACUACUACAGCAAGAGCACACACUGGAGGACAGCAGGUACAGGCUGCUGGAGUCUCGGCUUGAGGAAACUGUCCAACAGACAAUGAAGAUUAAAGAGGAGAAAAUCGCCUGUCUAGAAAAGAAACUACAACAAAGCAACACACUCAACACUAUGUUACGUGCUGAGCUAGCCACUGAGGAAGAAAACCAAAACUCACAGCAGCGCUCAGGAAGCGACAGGGGUCAAGGGUCAGCCACUGCCGAACUGCUACGAAUCAAAGAUUAUCUAAUUGAUGUUGAAAAGAAUAAUGCCUCCCUGCAGAUGGAGAGCAGUCUAUUGAAGGGGCAGCUCAAACAGCUGGAGAACCAGAACACAUCUGUUAACAACCAGAUGUUGGCGCUGCAGCGACACACCACCACCCUGCAGGAACAGAAUUCAGCCUUACAUACGCAGACAGCAAAACUACAGGUGGAGAACUCCACACUUUCUUCCCAGAGUGCAUCUCUCAUGGCCCAGAAUGCUGUGCUGCAGGGCCAAGUCACCGCCUUGGAGUCGGAGGUAGAGUCGUGGCAGAGACAACGCGAGGAGGCGUGGCGAGGCAGAGAAAGCGUGCUCAGUGACCAUGAACGCCUGCUGAGCGUUCAUGAAAGGCAAGCGCACGAGUACGAGCAGCUGAUCAGUCAGCACGCUGCACUGAAAGGCAAACAGAGGGCGCUAGAGGGUGAACACAGGACGCUACACAGCAAGUAUUGUAUUUUACUGCAGCAGAAGGAGAAAUGGGAGGAACAGGAGGGGCAUGGUCGGAAAGAGAAGGAGGACCUAAACCAGGAGAUCCAAAAGAAUCGGCUACUACAGCAAGAGAAUCUACAGCUAAAAACAGAAGUGGACAGAAUAACCGAGAGCCAAUCACAGCAAUCAGAGCAAUGUGAGGUGUUGCAGCAGCGCAUGAAUGAACUCAAAAGCUCAUUAAGCGCCUCCCAGCUGGAAGAGAGUCGAUGGAUGGCGCGAUACGAUUCACUAAUGGAGCAACACCAGGGCCUGGAUCUAACCAUGACCAAACUAGACAACCACUGUGAGCUGUUGAGUCGACUGAAAGGGAACCUGGAAGAAGAGAACCACCACCUCCUGAGUCAGAUCAACCUGCUGAGUCAGCAGAACCACACUCUACUUGAGAGGAGCAUGGAGAGCAAAGAGCUGUAUCACCAGGAACAGAAACUCUACAUUGAUAAGCUGAACGCUCUUCGUCGUCAGAAAGAGAAACUAGAAGAAAAGAUCAUGGACCAGUACAAGUUCUAUGACCCCACACCUAAAAAGAGGAGUCAGUGGUCUGGAGCCAAAGCUUUAGUCAAACUGAUCAAACCCCGAAAGGAGAGCAGCAGCAGGGAGCGAGGGGCCGACCGUGACAAGGAAGGAGGCAAAGAUAGAGAACGAGCAAAGAGCGCCCCAGACAUCCCACUACCUUCCCCGCCUCCCCUCCUCCCUCCUAAAACCCCACCACCACUUCCCCAGCGCACAGGAAGUGACACGCAGGACAGCGGCCAUGCCCAUAGUAACCAUAACAACCACACCGCCAGCACCAGCCUGGGACCCCAGAGUCCAGCGCUCACGCCCAUCAGCCGAGGUUUGACUGACAGAGGGUGGGGUGUUUAUCGUAGCAGUACUCCAGGAGGCAGCAGUGAGAGUGUCAAUGGAGAGGAUGGACAUGGACAAGGUCAGAUCCAUAAAGCUCUGAGCUCUACUCCAAGCCAUCAUUCAUCCCCAUUGGGGCUAACUAACAACUCCAGCUCCAGACUGGGACAAGGCCCCGGCCGCGAGGCCUUAGCGCGGCUGUUAUUUGAUGAAGACUCCCGCCACAACUCCUCUGACUCUGUGUUUGGUCAUCAUGGCAACGUGGGAGGUCGCCCGGGGUCAGCAGACUUCAGCCACAACACCUCCAGCUCCAACUCGCCUGUCAACUGCAGAGACCCAUCAGAUCGUCAGGCUCGCCCAUCCAGCCUCUCAAGUGAUGAUGUCGUGGGUCUCGGCCAAUCGCAACAGACUCUGUCACGUAGUUCCACCCUUCCAUACGACCACACACCGCAGAGGGCCCAACCACAGCGCGGAGGCGGGGUUAGGUCUAAGACCCGUCCAUCUUCCCCAGGAAGUGAGAUGGUGUCGCUGGAAGAGUUUCUACAAGAGAGCAACCUAAAGUCACCUCCUAUGGUGUCUACAGGAAGCAGGGAGGACUUGAUGACUGACUAUUUCACCAGAAGUCCCGCCCCCUCGGUUCCAGCUGGCAGAGAUCAGGUGACUCCCACCAGCUAUGUCACGCCCACUGUACAGUCAUCUAACCAGAGGCCAGGCCAGAGCGUCAAGCCCUCGCCCCGCCAGCCUGUAGGCCAAUCCCCGGCCUCGGGCAUGCCUGUCACCCAGAGAACUAGCCAGUCACUGAGCAGGACUUUCAGCCUGGCCUCAUCUGAUUUGCUGCGCUCCAAUGGACCAGAUAGUUUCCGUGGAAAUGAAGGCCAAUCAGAUGGGGUUGUUCCGAGACAAGGGGGAGGGGCUGGUUUGAGGGAACGACCGCUCUCUGCCCGGCUGGCUGGUCCGACCAAUCAGCAUGGAGACGGCAGCUUCCUAAAUCCGCCGAUUCACCACUCGUCCUCUCUCAAUCUGCAAACUGAGAGAUCCGCAGAGAGAGAAAGGGAGCGAGGGAGGACUCCCGUCUCUCGGAACGGCCCCACCUCAUCCUCCUCCUACCACCAUCGCGGAGAGGUCGCCAUGGUAACUCCUGUCAGGGCUGUGCCUGCCAUGCGGCCUGAUGAAGUCCCAGAGCAUGAGGAGGUGUCAAGGGAGGGGCGACAAGGUGACACCUCCCACGUAAAGAAAGAAAGUGAGAGCGCAAGGUGUGGCUCUGUCGAACGCCCAAAAAGCACGCCUGCUUCCCCUGACCCCAACAACGACCCUCAGACUGUGUGGUAUGAGUACGGCUGUGUCUAAACACUGACACUAAUGGAUGUUAAUGGGUGUGGCUGUGUCUAAAGACGGGGACCAAAUACUCAAACUACAGUCUGCAGGUGCUGAAUGAAUACUGGAGCUUUACAGGUCCAAACCCUCAGACCAGUAAUCAGUCUCUGGACUGUGCUCCUUUGAUUGUGGAUGAAUGUUAUAACUCUUAAAAGUCUAUGGUUAUGCUUUGCUAAAAUACAACAUCAACUGGAAAUGAGUCUAAAUCCUGGAGAACAAAGCCAAAUCUAAACACUUACACAGCUCUACGCGAAGGAGUCGUGAGUUUAUUUUGUGUUUUCCGGAGCUAACUUUUGUAGAUUAACAACCAAACCUGAUUCCAUACACCACCUGCCAAUACAGCUGAUUAAAACAGUCUAUCGGGAAGCUUCCUCAAGCUGCCAGGGAUGUCCGCUGCACCUAAACAAUCACGCCACACCUCAACUUCUGGAUCUACCAUUUUUCAUCACUCUCUCAUCUGAGGGGGUGUGAUAUAGAUUUGAGCUCAGUCAUUGAUGGUGUUUUUUUUUUUUUUAUAUAUAUAUAUAUAAGGAUUUAGACAUGAACACCACAACGCUGUAGAUGGUCUCGGACAAUGCUGGAAUUUAUUGACCUCUGCUGUUCUAUUAUCACCAUGUUUACUGUGAUUCAGCAAGCAGCCGGAGCCCACAGGAUAGGGUUUUUUUUUGUGGGGCAAAGAGCCACCAAAAGAGUUUUUUCUUUUUUUCUUAAACGGUGUUGCUAUUACUUUCUGUUUUUAAAAAUGAAUUGUGGAUGUUUUGGCCAGAUACACAGUCUGGCCCUGCUAGACGGCACCAAUUCUGCAGAACUGUAUGCCAGGAAUUAGCCAUCACAGAGAGGAGUGACUGAAGUGAAGUGAUGGCGACCACAAGCACCAGAGCGACUGAAUGUAUCAGAGUUCUCCUCCUUUUUCUGUCCUCCUUCUCUCCUCUGUUAUCUAGAACAAACACUGUAAAACAGUGGUGAGAGAAGGGAAGGAAAUGGAGUGAUUUAAGCAAAGAGCAAGCAAUAAACGGAGGGAUGUUGAGAUGGAGAGUUGUGGACAGAGGGAAGGACAGAUAUAGAGAUAGAUGGAGUGACGGGAGGACAGAUAGGUAAAUAGGGCAGAGAUGGAGGGGCUCCUCCCAGUUAAAUUACAGUCUUUCUCACUCCAUCUUUAGAUUCUGUCCCAGCAUGCAACACUCUGACACUUUACUGGAAAUGUUGCUCAGCCCGAGCCAACACUAGUUUCACACACACACACACACACACACACACACACACACAUGCACGCAAACACAAACAUCUAUAUAUAAUGAUAUAUACUGACACAGAGGAAUUGUCCUUCAGGGGCUUGGUUGUGGCUUCGCUAACCAUUGAGCUCGACUUAAUUCUCACACACACACACACACACACACACACACACACACGUACAUGCACACACACUACUGGGUAAACCACUGUGUUUUGGUAGGGUGUACUGCUGCACGCUAUGUUAGCCAACACAACAGAGAGAGAGAGAGAGAUUCAGGCUGAAUCCAGACCCACUGUGAUCUGGAUAGUUUGCAUGUAAUGAAUUGGCAUUGGCAAUAGUUUGGAGUUUUAGAAUAACUGGAUGCACCAGAGGCCUGUACUACGAAGCAAGAUUUGGCGUUAACGAAGUAACUUCCGGUUUAACCCAGGGUUUUGUGUAUCACGACGGUGGGUCACUUGUUACCGGGUUAAAUUGCCGUGGUAACUUAUGCUGAACACCUAACCUGGUCGGGAGCAGGUUAUGUUGGAGAUUAGAGAUCAACCGGUGGAAAAGCACCGCCUACUGACCAAUCAAUACUCGAUUUGAUAACACAGUUCUCAGAAGAUUUUACGAAGGAAUUACGUCUAGGCUGUUUGUCUUCUUCUUGAGCCGUGUUGUCAAUGCGCACAUCGGUUUGAAUUAUGUUUUUAUAUUUUUUUUAUUUGCUCUCACGAUCGCUUAGCACUGCCAGGGUUGCAACUGAAACAAUAGGCUAAAGACCUGCGUGAAGCUGUCAUCCAAAACAUCCCCUUUUUAUUUUUUUUAACCGCACAAACGUAGCACAAACGAAUGAGACCAUUUUGGGGAGAUUCAGACAUUAAUGGGGGGCUGGGUGAUGUCACGCGUGUAACCUGUAAAGUGUUAGAACUUAAAAAACAUAGUAGCACAAAUGUUUUUUUUUUUUUUUUUUAACAGCACAAAUUAG
Messenger RNA from Perca fluviatilis (European perch), 8581 nucleotides. Its product is annotated as protein Daple-like. Gene Ontology annotation, biological process: cytoplasmic microtubule organization; cytoskeleton-dependent intracellular transport. Gene Ontology annotation, molecular function: dynein light intermediate chain binding; microtubule binding. Gene Ontology annotation, cellular component: centrosome; cytoplasm. NCBI's taxonomy places the organism in Eukaryota, Metazoa, Chordata, Actinopteri, Perciformes, Percidae. The record is from RefSeq and is a predicted model, not a curated record.